CCAACAAACUGAACUGGAAUACAAAAAAAGGGAGGUAUGAGGAGGUCCGGGAAACAAGCUAAAGAAAAAUAAGCAAUGGGAAACUUGAGUGUUUUUAACCAUUUUUAUUUUGUUUUGUUUUUUUCUUCAUUCUUUAUUGUAAUAUUUCAAAAAAAAUCCUAAUAAAUAUCUUAUAAAAAAAAUACUUUGUCUACUGUGGUAUAAAGUGCGGAGAUGAAGGUUUUAAAAAACAAACACUUCAUCUAAUGCGUUGAAACAGUAUUUCAUUAUGUUUUAUGUUCCCUUUGGCCGAAGCGAGUCCGGCCUCUGACCCCUCCGUGGGGGAGAAGGCGAGCCCCCCCCCCCCCCGUGGGCAGGAGGAGAAGCGCGCCGCUUGCAUCCGAGACACACGUGUAACUGACCCUGCACAGCCUUAAAAAGUCACGUUUUUAGACGCGCCUCCUUCCUCCCCCAAUGGCGCAGAAGCUGGACUACCGCCAAGACCUGGCCGAGGACGUUGCCCUCCAGCGGAGGCGCUACCGGGAGCUGCAGAGGCAAAGCCGGGUGUUCGACGCCAGGGUCAGGACCAUCGGGGUUGACACGGAAGCUUUGGAUGCUCAAAUCAAAGACAGAAAGAUCCAAGAAGCAACUCAGAGGGCAUAUGAGGACAGCAUUGCUGCUGAAAUGAAACAAAAUGACAAAAUCCUCUGCAUCUUAGAUGAACGACAGAAAAGAGACUCUCAAAUUCUAAACAAAGCUGUCAAUGAAUUUCGCCAAACUUAUCAGCGGCCAGAAACACGGCGUGAAUUUGAUUUGUCUGACCCACAAGCCCUAAAGAAAGAUACCCCAGCUCGUCUCGCAGACAGUGACCCUCGAUGUACCAUAUCUGGCUUGCAGAAGUUUAUGGGAGAAGAUUUGAACAGUGAGAAUAGGUGGAAAUUCCAGAAGGAGCAAACAAGGGAAUGGCUUUUGCAACAACAAAAAGAUUGGGAGAACGCACUGGCAGAUAAAAAAUAUGCUGAUGCUCUCCAUGACCAACACAGAAUGGAACUUGAUCAAAAGGCUGUGAACCUUCAAAGAAUAGAUGAAGAAACAAGACGAGCCAUUUGCAUCACUACUACAGAAUUUAAUAAAGCUCUGGCUGCUGACAUUGCAUCAAGAAGACAACUUGAAAAGCAGCAAGAAAACGAAGAUAACAUAGCUGAGAUUUCAAAUCUGCUUAGAGGAGACCUGCUCUCUGAAAACCCACAGCAAGCUGCCAGUUCCUUUGGUAACGGUCGAGUGAUUCCUAACCGAUGGAAAGGAAUGAACCAAGAUCAGCUGAAAGAAAUACGUGACGUUCAGCUGCAACAAGUUCUGGAGAAGCUGAGGUUGGAAGAAGAAGAACGUCAAAGAAAUGCAGAGUGGGACAGAAAGCGCAUUCAGGAAGCUAGGGCAGAAGUGCUUUUCGAACGGCAUCAGCAGCGUCAGAAUCGAGAGCUUCGGAGAACAUUAGAUAAUCUUAAUGCACAGCUCUCCCAGGAACAGAAGACAAGGCAAGCAUAUAUUGAUGAAGAGGUGCAUUCAAAUUUUCCUUCUGGCCAGUAUUACACACAAUUUAACACCACUAGCCGGUGAUGUUUGGAUCAAUAUUAUCGAGUUGGAUAUAUCCAAAAGGUUUGCAGAAGUAUUUGUUUCAACUUCAAAACUGUAAUAAAGAAAACAACAUUAAUAUGUUUUUUACCUGACAUAUGGAUAUUAUGAAACUAAGCCUUUAUAAUGAGCAAGAGGAUGGUGGAUUCCAAAAGGAAAUAUUAAUGCAGAAAUAAAAAAUGUACAGUGAAGACAAUAUAAUAGAACAUUUGCAGUUCUUAGUAAAAGUUGUUGAUACUGCUAUAAUGCUUCUAGAAGAAUUUAUAGGAGAAUUUUGUAGCCCCACCAUUCAUUGAAUGAUUCCAGUGUCAGUUUCAGUAGAAUAAUAUAAUGCUGCCCAAUUCAUAAAAGCAAAUACAUAUUGAGCAAAAUUUUGGGAAACAGUAAAUUAAAUGAAUUGCUUAACAAUUGUUCAGUGCACAAACACAUCCAUAUAAGAAUGUUUCUAGAUAACAGACUGUUUUUACAAUGAAACUACUGACAGAAAUAUAUGUUGCAGGAGACGAAUAGUAUGGAAAACAGCAUUCCUAUGUUGCGUUCUGCACUGUAUCAUAUGGUAUCACUUACCCCAUAUAAUAACACCAUCCCCUCUGCAUUUCUCCACCUCCAUUCCAAAUUAUUGGUUGCCACUGGCAGGAGUGGAUAAGCAAUAUUAUAUGUUGUGGGGGAAAACUUGAACAAAGGCAUUCCCAUCUCAUUUGUGACAUCCAACCCUGUGCAUAAAGAUUCAUUGAAUGACCAGAAAACUCCACUAGAAGGACACACAUAGUUGGUGCAACGGAUUUCUCCUCUCCCUACUGCCCCCAUCCCCAAUAACCCAAAAAUCUGCUUUAGAGAUUUGGUGAUCUUCUGGAGCAGAUGUGGACAGAGGGGUCCAUCAGGGUUGGAAAGGAAGAAGAAGAAGAAGAAAAGGAAGAAGAAGAAGAAGAAGAAGAAGAAGAAGAAGAAGAAGAAGAAGAAGAAGAAGUAGUCAGCCCACUUGACAUUGGAUGUUAUCCAGAAUAUUCAUCUCAACUAGGAAAAGUUUGUCCAAAAUUUGUCUUCAUGAUCUCUUUUCAGACUUUCAUAUGGAAUUUUCUCCCAGGAGAAAACAUCCAUAAGAUUUCUAGAAAGUUAUCAAACUCUUUCAUGCUCAGAGUAGAUCCACUGAUAUCAAUGGAUCUACUCUGAGUUUGACUUAGAUACUAUUUUAUAUAUGUCUUGGGGAAGUACUGUGCCUCUUGCUUAGUUGGGUUGAAGGUCUUUUUGUGUCUUCUUGAACCAUUUUUACUUUUGAGUCGUUUUGUAGAAUUUAAAAAUAAAUGAAUGAAUUAUGAGAA
Podarcis muralis (Common wall lizard) is the source of this 2930-nucleotide messenger RNA. RefSeq names its product RIB43A domain with coiled-coils 2 (gene RIBC2). Lineage: Eukaryota; Metazoa; Chordata; Lepidosauria; Squamata; Lacertidae. The record is from RefSeq and is a predicted model, not a curated record.